GUGUAUCCCAAAGUCAAUGGAGUCAGAAGCCAGGGUGGACGAGAAACCGUGGGAGACCAAGACGUUGCAUAUGCAGGGAGCAGGCUAGCCCCGCCCAUGAGGGCGCCACCACGCGGCAGCAGAGCUGGGAGCGCUUGCGGCGGGGCGACUACCCCGGGCGACGGCGGCGGCCGCUGGCGCCACCCGCUCGCCUUUACCAUGCGCAUGCUGCGCCUCGCUGGCGUCUGGCGCCCUCGCGACGUCGUCUGGCGCAAGGGAGAGCGGCCCCGAGAUAUUAAGUAUCAAAUUUACACCGUCUUCACUGUCACGCUGUACCUUAUCUUUACGGUGUCGGGCAUGAUAAACAUCAAGUACAGUACGGACAACCUUAGUCACCUCACGGAUGUCGUGUCCAUGGUGGCGGUGAGCGUGUUCAACGGCGCCAAGGAAUCGCGCUCGAAAUCAAUACAAAACUUGGACCAGCGGCUGACUACCGUCACCAAGGUGAUGGGCACGUGGGUCGCGUCCAUAAGCACGUUGUGGAUAUCCGCCCCACUCUUAGCGAAACUUCUGAGCCCCGGUCACCUGCCCGAGCUCGAAGCUGAGUUCAACGCGACCACUACGGCCAGCUUCACCGCCGAGCCUGCCACAGAACCUCCGCCUCCCAGACUCCCCUUCGACUUGUGGUUCCCGCUGGACUUGCGUGACAACCUCAAUUACGCCCUCGGCGUCCUCACUCAGUCUGUCGCCGUGAUCGUGGACGACGCCUACUCGGUGCUGUCCAACAUCUUCUGGAUAGGCAUGCUGUACGGGGGCUGCGUCUGUCUGCGCUUGCUUCGCGCGUCUCUCCGGGAGCUGUCCCCGGAGUCGCAGCCUUCGCCAGACGUUUACCUCGCCAAGUGCAUCCGCCAGCACCAGGCCAUCCUCAGUUUUGUACGAGAAGUAAGCGAAUUGUUGGGUCCUAUUAUAUUAGUGGAGAGUCUCAACAUGAUGGUUUUGAUGACUUGUGUAGUAUUCCACGCAUCCUCGCUUGGAAUCGGCAACGCAAAGGUACUGUCAUCAAUCUCCUUCCUGUGCUACGAAAUGUCGGAACUUCUGCUCUUCAGUUACUUUGCGACAGAGCUUAUGUGGGAGUGCGAACAGGUGGCGAACGACGUGUACUACAGCCAGUGGUUCCGGUGCAGUGUCAGCACGCGCAAGAGCGUGUACUUUGUGAUGCUGCGCGCCUUCACCCCCAGCGUCGUCAACGUCAGCGGCUUCACCGUCCUCGGGCUCGACCUCUUCUCUGCGCUUGUACGAGCCUCCUACUCAAUGCUGGCGGUGCUACAGCAAGCGAACGAUAACUGAACGUGAUGGAGACACCUGAUGUCCCGAAGCAUUCAUCUCACCGAUCUGCAGCUACCGCAAUUCGAAACAGUGUUCAACGAACAAAAUCCAUUACAUUCGUCACAUUAACUUCUGUUGUAUAAUGUGUCAAACUUAGUCUUGGUAUUGUCAUAGUGUAGAUCGUUCUAUAAGAAUAUUUUUAUACUCCCAUUGUAUAAUUCUGUUGAUUAGCUGCAACCAUUUCCAUAACAAUAUAACGAUACAGAUUUUAUUAUAAUACAGGUCCUUUACCAAUCGCAGAGAAAUGUACAAUCUAAGUACUGACAAUUAAUAGUUGUGAAUCUAUCUUGUAAAUGUUUCGUUUGAUUGUGUAUAUUAAAAUUGCAUUUAACAUAAUAUUAGGCUUGUCCAUUUAAAUUAUUUUAUUAGUAGUAUUUUUUUCGUGGAAUACUAUUUAAAAUCAAUUAGAUCGUAAUUUCACUUUCCUAGCGCAGCACUUCCUCGCAGGCGAACUGGUAAUCAAAGUCACUGACGGCAAAGUAGGUUAGGCAUAGCGAGGUGUCCGCUAGGAGGCCAUCGUCGAAUCCUGCAUGUCAACUGUCACGAAACGAUUCAAUGUAAGCAUUUAGCUUAUGAAUGGUACCAUAAGUCGUAGAAAAAGUACCGUCGUAGAAAGAGUAUGAAAUAUGAUGUAAUGGUUAUUAAUACACGAGUGUGAUAUUGCGAUACGAGCGAGGAACGAGAGUAUCGUAAACUUCGAGUUCGCGAGUCUCAUCAUCAUAAAAUCAUCGUUUCAGUGUACUCUUUAUAAACACUAACAUGUACUGUUGUACCGAUAUAAUUCUAACAAACGUAAGAAUAAAAAUAUUGUAUCCAACGAUCGAAACAAAUGAUUGAAUUGUAACAAAGAGUGGCGUAUAAACAGCAACUUCAUAUGUAAAACAAUAAAAUUUCUCAUUUAUAAGGACAUUCUUAAAAUAAAAUGCUAAUAUGGUUCAUUGUAACAGCUCUUACCUAUGACCCGGGAAGACAGUGGGUUCGAGUCCCGACAGUGCAUUUACGAACCUAGCGAGAUAGCUAUUUCGGAUGCUGCCACCAUGGAGAAGAAUUAUAGCGCCAGCUGUUCUGAUAGGUUAAUUUCCGAGGUUUCUACGAAAAAUUCCAGGCGAAUAAUAAGUACUAAUAUAAAUAAUAAAAUAACGCUGAAAAGUGUAUCAAUCUUAAUACAUUUUUAUAUUACAGUAAAGUUGUUUUAUAAUCCAUGAUCUUACCUGUUACCAACACCGCCAGACCAUAUCCGUGUAUUGUCCAAUUUCAGAUAUAUCUUAUUUCGUAAAUAUCUCGUACUUAUUUCAUGAAUAAAUGGAACUAAUUUUUAAAAUAAACCUGAUAUAGAUAUGACAGUUACAUGGUGGAAAAUGGGAACAUUUAGAUGAAAGAUAUAUUUUUAUCUCUAAAAGCAUCUUUAUGAUUUAUUUAAAACCAUUUAUUUUGUAAAUUAUUAUAUUUUACAAAAUUCCAUAGAACAAACAAAACCUUAUACAAAUGUAAUGAUAUAAAAAUAAAUAUGAGUAUAAUUUGAUAAUCAGAAACCAAAAUAAAAAGAAGAGUAUAAGAAAUAAAGGGAAAAAUUCUUUUUAAAAAAUCAUCAUUUUAACGCUUAUCUCCAUGUAGAUAUCACUAUUAUAGAGCAAAAGCUUUGCUAGACACUUUUCAUAUUGGAACAAAAUAGAUUCACUCCAAAUAAAAAUGAAAAAAAGAAAUUAGUCUUCAGUGAAAUAGUCGAGAAAAUUCA
Molecule: messenger RNA, 3100 nt
Organism: Gryllus bimaculatus (two-spotted cricket)
Lineage: Eukaryota; Metazoa; Arthropoda; Insecta; Orthoptera; Gryllidae
Source: the annotation of a GenBank genome assembly